AUUUAAACAUUCAUGCUGUAAAUAUUUUGAAAUCAUUGUUGUGUAACAACUUUGAUAUGAAAGACCUCGGAGAUACAUUUGAUGAAGUAAUGAAAGAUGACAAUGAGAAACCAUUACUAGCUUUAUGAGUAUGGCUACUACACAAGAAACUUUGCUAGACAAGCUAAGAAAAUCCCUUCCCAAAACAUUUUGGUUAAUUCUCUCUUUACUUGCAAUCAUAAGCUCAUCAGCCCUUGUUAUUUCACAUUUGAAUAAACCAAUAUCCUUCUUCCACCUCUCCUCUGCACCCCAUUUGUGUCAAUUUGCAAUUGAUACAAAAUCAUGCUUAACUCAUGUCUCUCAGAAGUAUCUCAACAUCAAACCUUGCCAAACACAAAAGACCACAAAUUCAGUACCUUAAUAUCCUUGUUAACCAUGUCAACCACACACAUUAAAAAAACCAUGGACAAAGCCAAUGUUAUCAAACGCCGAGUUAAUAGUCCUAAAGAGGAACUUGCUUUGAAUGAUUGUGAGCAACUAAUGGACUUGUCAAUGGAUAGAGUUUGGAACUCAGUAUUGACACUAACUAACAAUAACAUUGAUUCAAAGCAAAAUGCACACACAUGGCUAAGUACUGUGUUUACUAACCAUGUAACUUGCUUGGAUGGAUUAGAAGGUUCAUCUUUGGUUGUUAUGGAAAGUGAUCUUCGUGACUUGAUAUCAAGAGCUAGAAGCUCUCUCGCCGUGCUUGUCGCGAUUUUUCCUUCAAAAGAUAGUGAUGGAUUCAUUGAGGAGAAGUUGAAUGGAGACUUUCCUUCUUGGGUAACAAGUAAGGAUAUGAAGCUUUUGGAAUCUUCAAUUGGAGACAUAAAGACAAAUGUUGUGGUGGCUAAAGAUGGAAGUGGCAAAUUUAAGACUGUGGCUGAAGCUGUUGCAUCUGCACCAGAUAAUGGUAAUACAAGGUAUGUUAUCUAUGUGAAAAAAGGAAUCUACAAAGAGAAUGUAGAAAUUGGAAAGAAAAAGAAGAAUGUCAUGCUUGUAGGUGAUGGUAUGGACGUAACAACAUUCCUAGGCAGUUUGAAUUUCAUUGAUGGAACAACCAUUUACAGUAGUGCAACUGCGGUAUGAAUUUUGAAUAAGAUACAUCAACUUUUAUUCACUUAAUUUUCUCUUAUAUUUAAGAUCAGAAGAAAAAUUAAUAACAUAUUCUGAUAGGAAUGGGCUGGGCCCCACAAGUGAUGAGGGGGAUCUCUUAGUAAAUAGAGAUGAGGUGAGGCCUAAGCAAUGGCAAGUAUAUGUGAGAAAGAAUAAGAAAGGGGAUGCAGAAAAAUAAUGAUUGCCUAGCUGGCAUAGGGAGUUAAUAUUCCACUAAUAAAUAGGAAUUAAUAUUCCACUAAUAAAGGGGAGUGUGUGCAGAGAUAGCUGGAGGUUUUUAUUUUCAUUUUUCAGUUACACCUUAGAGGUUGGGCAGUGAGAGAAUUGUUUUCUCUAACUGAGGAGCAUUAGCUCUGGAAUCA
Messenger RNA from Cicer arietinum (chickpea), 1496 nucleotides. Its product is annotated as pectinesterase/pectinesterase inhibitor-like. The record is from RefSeq and is a predicted model, not a curated record. Lineage: Eukaryota; Viridiplantae; Streptophyta; Magnoliopsida; Fabales; Fabaceae. Gene Ontology annotation, molecular function: enzyme inhibitor activity; pectinesterase activity. Gene Ontology annotation, biological process: cell wall modification.